Molecule: messenger RNA, 567 nt
Organism: Strongylus vulgaris
Lineage: Eukaryota; Metazoa; Nematoda; Chromadorea; Rhabditida; Strongylidae
Source: the annotation of a GenBank genome assembly
AUUACAAGACUUUUAAGGGAUAUGAAGAAUGACCAAAGCAUCGCACCACCAAGCGAGAUCAUCAGAACAAAAUUGACGAAGAACGAGCUUUUGCUAGGAUCUUACUCUUACAUGAGUCUUGCACAAGCUCAAGCUCGAAUUUCACAUUCACGUCUAUCAAUCCCAGUAAAGCACAAUAAAAGACCUGUAGUGUUGUUCGCCGGUGAGGCAACGCAUCACAGGCUUUUCCAAACUGCUAUCGGUGCCUACCUCAGUGGACGUCGAGAAGCCGAUCGACUUCUAAAUGACUGGGAUUCCCGCAAGAGUCCCCACCCUUCCGCUUUGAACUGGCAAGAUAUCGCACCUGCUAUAGGCCUUAAAGGGUCGUACAGUGUUACAGGGAAAAACUACUCUGAUACUCAUCGCAUCGAUGUACAGUUCUGUGCCCGCAACUGGUACAUGGGUAACUGCGUUACCGAAGUCACAUACCUCCUUAAUACCCUUUCCAAUGCGAACAUGGAGCGCGGAAAUGUUAAUGCGGCGCGUACGCGAGCCAUUGUCUGCAUGUCAAUCCAUCACAAUCUGUAG